Molecule: messenger RNA, 2547 nt
Organism: Coniosporium apollinis CBS 100218
Lineage: Eukaryota; Fungi; Ascomycota; Dothideomycetes
Product: serine/threonine protein kinase
Exons: 2
Coding region: 1-2547 (848 amino acids)
Biological process (GO): protein phosphorylation; vesicle-mediated transport; protein refolding
Cellular component (GO): plasma membrane; cytosol; nucleus
Molecular function (GO): protein kinase activity; heat shock protein binding; ATP-dependent protein folding chaperone
Source: RefSeq, a predicted model, not a curated record
AUGGCCCCGGGCCCCUAUGCAAUCGGAAUCGACCUUGGGACCGCGAAUACGUGCGUCGCCGUGUACCGUGAUGACGAUAUCGAGAUCGUUCCACACGACGGCUGCCGCACUAUGCCAUCGUAUGUUGCCUUUACAGAAUCGGUUCGCCUGAUCGGUGCAUCAGCCAAAAACCAAGCCGCCAUCAAUCCUCAAAACACCAUCUUUAAUAUUAUGCGUCUUGUCGGACGUAAGUUCAGUGAUCCCGAGGUCCAGUUCGAUUUAAAGCAGCUUCCAUUCGUGGUCCUCAAUAAGGGGGGCAAACCCGUCAUCAGCGUUGAAUACAAAAGGCGCAGCAAGAUUUUAACGCCAGAGGAAGUCUUAUCCAUGAUAUUAGCCAGGGCAAAGGAGAAUGCCGAAAGCUACCUAGGGUCUACUGUGACCAGCGCUGUCCUCACCGUACCAACGUACUACAACAGCUCUCAGCGUCAAUCCAUCAGAGACGCCGCUCUGAUAUCUGGACUUCAGGUUCUCCUCAUGAUCAACGCGCCUACCGCUGCCGCUAGUGACUACACGAUUAGCAAUCCGCGCACUGGCGAGAGGAACCUUCUUUUUGUCGACCUGGGUGCUGGCACGCUCGAUGUAGCGCUGGUAACUAUCGAGGAGGGUAUCAUCGAAGUCAAAUCCGUUUCCGGCGACCUCCAUCUUGGCGGAGAAGAUCUUGAUACCCGUCUCACCAACCACCUGACGCACGUGAUCAAGAAAAGAUGGAGUAGGGAUAUAACCUCCAACGCUAGAGCACGUCUUCGUCUCCGCACUGCUUGCGAACAUGCAAAGUGUGAGCUCUCUUCGCAGCAACAAACCACUGUACAGAUUGACUCUCUUCUCGAAGGCAUUGAUUUCAACUAUCUACUGACAUCCACGAUCUUCGAGGAAAGUUGUGUGGACAUCUUCCGCCGCGUCAUCGCAGUUACAGAGGACGCCCUUAAGUUAGACAAAUCCUCCAUUCAUGAGGUCGUUGUAAUUGGGGGUUCAUCUCGGAUUCCGAAAAUCCAGAAGCUACUUUCGGACAUUUUCAAUGGAAAAGAUAUAUCGAAGUCCCUCAAUCUUAAUGAAGCUGCAGCACGUGGUGCAGCAAUUCAUGCGGCGAUAUACUCCGGCUAUGAUGCGCCGCCUUCUAGACUCCGCGAACUCUUGGUUCUGGACGUUGCGCCGAUCAGUUUAGGUAUCGAAAUCCCUGGAGACGUGAUGACGACGCUGAUUAAGUGCAACACUACUAUUCCCACAAAGAAGUCAGAGACAUUUUCCACGUGCGAAGACAAUCAAGCUGACUUCCACAUGUCAGUCUUCGAGGGUGACGCUUGGCCGCUCAGAGACAACUUGUAUUUAGGGGCGUUCGUUAUUCCACUUCUUCCAGCUCCUCGAGGUGUCCCUCAGAUCGAAAUCACAUUUAACUGCGAUCGACACGGUCAGUUGUCUGUUCAGACGCUCGUAAAGGACACCGGGCAGCAGAGAAUGCACUAUAUCAGAAAUUUCGCCAGACUCUCAUCGGAUUCAAUUGAGCGCAUGAAGAGAGAAGCCGAGCAGUACAAGGCAGAAGAUGAGGCUGAAGCGGAUCGUGUCUCAGCAAGGAACGCUUUAGAAUCGUACGCAUACUCCUUGAAGAGUGACGUGCGCGACUCCAGGCGUGAAGGAUCCGAGAUUCUGAGGGUCACGACCUUAGUGCAUAUGAUCCUUGCCUGGCUCGACGAGAAUCAGUCUGCCUCGGCCUCCGAGUAUCGUGUGAGGCGUACAGAACUGGAGAAGGUGCAGAGCUACACCGACCCAAGAUACUUUGCCCUUAUUAUGUCUCCUGUAGCAGAUUGCAACUUAUUCGAAUACUACAGCCUCGCCAGCAACUCUGCUAACAAGUUGUCGCUCCUCCGAAGCUUUUUCGGCUGUCUCGCCAAUACUCUUCAAUAUAUCCACAAUAUCAAGAUCCGCCACCGAGACAUCAAGCCACAGAAUGUUCUUGUCAAGGGCGACCGGGUCCUCCUAACCGACUUCGGCAUCGCACUGGACUGGGAGCACCUAUCACAAAGCACCACCACCGCAGACUCCGGCAAGACCUGGCCGUACGCCGCUCCCGAAGUUGCCCGGUACGAAAAGCGGAACACAUCCUCAGAUAUCUGGUCGCUGGGAUGCGUUUUUCUUGAGAUGAUCACCGUUCUGAAAGGAGAAAGUGUCGUCAACAUGCGGAGUUUCUUCAAUGAACGGAAGGAAAAUUAUCGUUUCUAUGCCAACAUUGCCCAUAUUCCUGAAUGGAUAGACAAGCUGCGAGGUCGCGGUUUGCCUAAGGACGACAAGCCUUUGGAGUGGAUUGCGCAGAUGCUCCAGGAGACCCCUGAUUUGAGACCUACGGCUGCAAAGCUGGUCAAUGAUGUUACUGCUGAGUCUGCGGCUACUCAUGUCCCGUUCUGUGGCCCAUGCUGUAGAGAUGAUGAUGAGUUAUCGGAGGCGGACAACGACGAUGAAGAGCUGUGGGGAUAUGAAGGGGAGCCUACGUUGAGAGCACAUCCUCUUGACAAGUAG